CUAACAACAGAGAACACGGUGUCAAGCACAAGCAGGAAAUGGGUGUGUUUCAGUGCACAAACUUGCUCUGACUUCCCCUGUGCAGUCAUUCCAGUGUGAUCAGCUGAGGCGUGAACCAUGUCUACCCUUCUUAUAGUCGUGGGACUUGUUGUAGGUGUUGCCUACAUAUACCGUCACAUUGUGGUGAAGGGAAAACAGUGCACCAGCAAGGCAAAGCUGCAUGGGAAAACUGCGAUUGUGACUGGCAGCAACACAGGUAUUGGCAAGGCUACAGCCAUCGAUCUGGCUAAAAGAGGAGCCCGAGUCAUUCUGGCCUGUCGCAACAAGCAGAGAGGAGAGACUGCUCUUGAGGAAGUCAAGAGGGAGAGCGGCAGUAAUCAGGUGGUGUUCAUGCAGUUGGAUCUGGGAAGUCUCAAGUCCGUUCGCAUCUUUGCCGACAACUUCUUAAAAUCUGAACCCAGACUGGAUCUCCUCAUCAACAAUGCAGGUAUUUACAUGCAAGGUCGAACUGAGGACGGACUGGGGACAAUGUUUGGCAUCAACCACAUCGGUCACUUCCUGUUAACCAACCUGUUGCUGGACCGGCUGAAGGAGUGUGGACCAAGCAGGGUGGUCAACGUGUCAUCAAUGGCACAUAAUUUUGGAAAAAUUGAUUUUGACUGCCUAAACACACAAAAAGCUCUGGGACUAGGGACGUCAUUCAUGGAUGUUUUACAGAUCUACUCUGACAGCAAGCUGUGCAAUGUCCUGUUUAACCAUGAGCUGGCUAAGAGACUGCAGGGAACUAAGGUUACCUGCUACAGCCUCCAUCCAGGGGCUAUCAACUCCGAGCUGGCGAGGAACACCAGCUCAGUAAUUCAACUGCUCAUGAAACCUGUGACUGCUUAUUUCUUCAAGAACACUGUCCAGGGAGCCCAGACUACCUUGCACUGUGCUCUCCAAGAGGGCAUUGAACCUCUCAGUGGACGCUAUUUCUCCAACUGCACUGUGAGAGAAGUCUAUGAUAAAGCCAAAGACGACGCUGCCGCAAAGAAGCUGUGGGAGCUCAGUGAGAGACUGUGUGGUCUCCCAUAAAAAAGCUUUCCAUCAACUUCUUGAUAUUGGGUCGUCAUUGUUUACCUACCUAAUAUGCACUGCUUCAACAUUCCUCUACUAAUACAACAAAGAAGGAGCCCACUAGACAGAUGCUCUGGGAGUUAACAGAGCAGUUUUUACCAUGCUGUUUAAGUUGAUUAUUUUGUGUAUUGUAUGUGUAAGGUGUGAACUCUGGCCUGAUAUAAAUAAACAAUCUAGUAAGUGGUUUGUCACUGGUUUGGAUUGGGCAGGGUGUGGUAGAUAUAGGUGAUGACAGGUAUUACAUCAAACUGAAUUUAACAAUGUGUCAAAAAGAAUCUGAUGACAGACACAUUUAGUUUAUCACCUCAAACCACACCCACACAUAACUGAUGCAGAAGUCUUUUUAAAUUAUCUACAUACAUUUAUUUGGUGACUGUAGCUCAGGAGGUAGAGCAGUUGUCCACCAAUCAGGUGGUCAUGGUUUGAUUCCCAGCACCUGAUCCCCUGUGCAGUCUGCAUGUCAAAGCAUCCUUGGUAAAAUAGUGAACCCAGAUUUUCUCCUGGUGGCUGUAUGGCAUGUGUUUGAGCAUAUGAAUAGUUAUCCUUCAUGAUGAGCAGGUGGCACCUUGCAUGGUAGCCUCUGCCAAAAGUGUAUAAGUGUGUGUUUGAAUGGGAGAAUGUUUCAUA
This is a messenger RNA of Acanthopagrus latus (yellowfin seabream), 1743 nucleotides long. It is a transcript of the gene dhrs13b.1, whose product is annotated as dehydrogenase/reductase (SDR family) member 13b.1. The record is from RefSeq and is a predicted model, not a curated record. The coding region runs from base 118 to 1074 and encodes 318 amino acids. The transcript has 5 exons. Lineage: Eukaryota; Metazoa; Chordata; Actinopteri; Spariformes; Sparidae.